Molecule: messenger RNA, 1753 nt
Organism: Hypanus sabinus (Atlantic stingray)
Lineage: Eukaryota; Metazoa; Chordata; Chondrichthyes; Myliobatiformes; Dasyatidae
Gene: utp18
Product: UTP18 small subunit processome component
Exons: 14
Coding region: 6-1529 (507 amino acids)
Biological process (GO): rRNA processing
Cellular component (GO): small-subunit processome; Pwp2p-containing subcomplex of 90S preribosome
Molecular function (GO): protein binding
Source: RefSeq, a predicted model, not a curated record
GUAGGAUGUCCGCCAGGCCCGAGAAGCGCCGUGCGGAGCGGCAGGUGGAGGAGGCGGAGCGGCAGAAGAACCUGAAGCGGCUGCAGGUGAUGGGGGAGCAGCCGGACGAGGAGCGGCGGCUGGAGGAACUGCUGUUCGGCGGCGAGGAGGCGCUGCUGGAGAGGCUGCAGCCAACACAAAGGAAGGAUCGGGACCAAACCUUGCUGGAUGAAUCCUCCAGUGACUCGGAAGUGGAAAAUGAAGCCAGGUCCGAUUUACCUCCACACAAGAGAGCAGCAUGGGUGGAUGAGGAGGACGGAGCAGACGAUGAUGUAGAAAUGACACAUCGGUUCCGGAAAAAUCUAGUGAAAAGCAGCACGGAGAAGACCCUCACCAUGCGAAAGCUCCAGCAGAGAUUAAAAGAGCAGUUCCAGACUGCAAUGGGUGGGACACCAUCCUGGGCAGAGAGGAAGGUUAAAAACAAAAGAAAGGACAAGGAAGACUCAGCCGAAGAAAGCGAUGAUGAUGAUGACUUGCUACGAAAAACUGGCAACUUUGUAUCUGCCUCCUCUGUUCUUCCUAAGGGUAUAUUACAGAUAAAGAAAUGCACAGAUGCCAACCACGCCAGGCCGUCCACCUGCAACUUAACAACAACACAGUUCCAUCCUUUGGCUCAAGUAAUACUCACUGCCGGGAAUGACCAGGCCAUCUCGCUUUUUCAGGUCGAUGGAAAGACAAACCCCAAAAUUCAGAGUGUCUGCUUGCAGAGGUUUCCCGUGUUCAAAGCUCGGUUCAGUGCAGAUGGUGAACAGGUCAUCGCUACGACCAAACACGGCAAGAUGUUCUAUAAGUACGACAUGAUGGCUGGGGCAGUCAUCCCACUCAAUGUCCGAGGUAUGCAGGAUUGGCAAACCAGAAGGUUUGAAGUCUCACCAGAUGGCCAGUUUCUGCUGUUCCUCGGCUCCUCUGGCUAUCUGCACCUUCUCUCCUCAAAGACCAAUGAGUUUGUGGGCAGUAUGAAAGUCAAUGGCCUGGCAGUUGCCGCUGCCUUUUCUCCCGAUGGCAGCACAGUCUACACGAACUCGGAUGAAGGAGAUGUUUAUGUCUGGGACGUGAAGAGCAGGAGGUGUCUGAACAGGUUCACAGAUGAAGGCUGUUUGAAGGGGACAUGCAUUGCCAUUUCUCGGAAUGGGCAGUACCUAGCCUGCGGGUGCAGUUCUGGAAUUGUGAAUGUGUACUCACGAGACAGCCUGAACCAGUCCAGUCCAAAGCCCAUUAAAUCCAUCACAAACUUGGUUACUGCCGUUUCGUCAAUGGCCUUCAACCCAACCACAGAGAUCUUAGCAAUUGCUUCGAAGGACACAGAUGACGCAGUCAAGCUGAUUCACAUCCCAUCCUUCACAGCGUUCUCAAAUUUCCCGAUGUUUCGACGGAAGACCAUACACCUGGCACAGGAGAUGGAUUUCUCACCCAGAAGUGGUUUCUUUUCCAUUGCCAAUAAUCGAGGCAAGGCCCUGCUGUACAGGGUGAAGCACUAUACCGACUUCUAACCCGCACCCUCGGCAGCGCUGUGAUCCCCAUCUCACCAUCAUAACAUGGAACACAACACCAUCUGCUGGGUCUGGCUGCCAUGCACAGGGACUGCUGUGGCACCAUCUCUGGGGAAUUACAGUCCUUUCACAAAGGAACCCCUCGAUUCUAUGAAAUGUUUUGAUGGUUUCAGCAUUUUGUUCUAUUGUGGACGUGUUUGUAUAAUAAAUAAACCUGCAGUGCA